AAACGAACUUUGAAGAACAGGAUCACUUCUUCCCACGAGUCCUUAUAAGAAAUAUUUACAGCCGACCAUCAUGUCGUCCCCUUCGAAGCCAGUGGGGAUUCCCAAACGUGGCUCACAGUCUCAGUCUGUUACGCCUGCUGGGACUCCAGACCUCAGGGCCCUCAGGGCUCAAGUCAUAUCUGGUACACCUCCAGUGGGUCUCUCAAUACCUCCACCAAAUAUUCCGCCUAGAACGUCAUCACCCGUACCGUUAGGACAACUCGUGGAAGGUACUCCUGCAUCUUCGUCAACGGCUAGAAUACAGCUCGCAGGUCCUAGUAGAACAGAUAGCCCGCUGAACCUGCCUCUGGAUUUGGACGACUUGCCUGACGAAGAAAAGGCCAAGAUUUUAAGAAGGCAUCUGGUUUCAAAGGGGGAGAGAGAACGCGAACGGAGAGAAAACCCGGAGGUCACAUCUUUAUCAGAGCCUGUAUCUCAGACGAGGCGCUCUUCUGGAAGUGGUCGAAUUGCCAGGGAAGAAAGCGAACCAUUUCCUGUGCCCUAUGCUUCCUCUGGUGCAGAUGUAACACACGACAUCUACAAAUGGCAUCUUAAUGCGCAACGACAAGCUCGUCGUGUUCGCUCAGCGUCUUUCUCGGCCGCUGCUCGUCCUGCCCCAGAUCCCGCAUUUGAACACAUACAUGAACCUGGAGGUUUCAGACGUAAUUACGUUUUGCUUCGCGCAGGCAAUGAGGAUGGAGGUGAAGAGCCAAGAGUAUUCGUUAACAACUUCAUCGACUUUUUGUUUCUCUUUGGUCAUUUCGCCGGAGAGGAUCUAGAAGAAGAUGAAGAGGAUGACAAGGAUGAAGAAGAUUCAGAGGGCGUGUUUGCACAGCCCUCGUCUUCUGUCGCACCAUCUGUCGGAUUUGGUGAUCUAGCUGCUACAGAGUCGUCGCCGUUAUUAGGAAAUAAGUCAAGGUCUCGUUCUAGAUCAAGGAGGCGGACAGCGUCCAUGUCCACAGGGAAUGCGACUGUUGGACAAGCGGUUCUGAUGUUGUUGAAGGGAUUUGUUGGGACCGGUGUUCUAUUCUUAGGAAAGGCAUUUAUGAAUGGGGGAAUACUCUUCUCCUCCCUUCUCUUCAUUUUCAUCGCCGUCAUCUCGCUUCAUUCCUUUCUUCUUCUGGUUCGUGCUAAACUUGCCGUUCCCGGAAGCUUCGGAGACAUUGGCGGUGCUCUAUAUGGACCAUGGAUGCGGCAUCUCAUUCUUAGCUCCAUUGUGCUUUCACAAAUCGGUUUCGUUGGCGCCUACAUGAUUUUCGUCUCAGAAAACCUCCAAGCCUUCGUCAGUAGUGUUACUGAUUGUGUCCAGUACGUACCCGUGAAGUACUUCAUUAUAAUGCAGUCCAUCAUCUUGCUUCCAUUGGCCUUGAUACGUGAUAUUGUCAAGCUCAGCACAACGGCUUUGGUAGCAGAUGCUUUUAUCUUAUUUGGCCUGGUUUAUAUCUUCGGCAGCGAGAUCGGUUUGGUCAUAGAACGAGGAACACGAGACGUUCGGUUGUUCAACCCAAAGGAUUUUUCACUGUUCGUGGGAACGGCAGUCUUUUCCUUUGAAGGCAUAGGACUCAUUGUUCCCAUCGUUGACUCCAUGCGCGAGCCGCACAAGUUCCCUGCUGUCCUAACCGGAGUCAUGGCAUUCCUGUUGAUACUCUUUGGAGGUGCUGGUGUUCUAGCCUAUUUAACAUUUGGCUCGGAUGUCCAAACCGUCAUCCUGGUCAAUCUCAAUGAGGUGCACCCAGGAAGUAGAAUGCUUCAAAUCGUCCAAAUCUUCUACUCUCUCGCAAUACUACUAUCUGUUCCUCUUCAACUAUUCCCAGCUAUCAGAAUCAUGGAAAAUGGAUUAUUUACUCGCAGUGGCAAGUCCGAUACCCGCGUCAAAUGGACGAAGAACCUGUUUCGGUUUGCCACUGUAAUUGUGACUGGCUGCAUCUCGACAUUGGGGGCUAAGGAUCUCGACAAGUUUGUCGCUUUUGUGGGUUGUUUUGCUUGUGUUCCAUUGUGUUAUGUAUACCCCGCGAUGCUGCACUAUAAAGCCUGUGCGCACACCCGUAGGAAGAAACUCGCAGAUAUCGCUAUGAUUGUUUUUGGAUUGGUAGCAGCAGCGUUUACCACCGUGCAAACCAUUAAGUUGAUGGUUGAGCCUGAAGUGAGCGGGUCGCCAGUCGGAGUGUGUGGUCCUCCAAGAGUUUGAGAACAAGCGAAGGUUUUUCUUCUGGUUUCUUACUAGUUCAAUACACUGUUAUAGUACUCAUGCAUCCUACCACAACUUGUAUCUAACAUGCACUUUUCUUGAAUUCUGACACGUUCUUUUUUAAAAUUCUUUGUUUUCCUUUAUUCUCAAUCUGUACUAAGUAUUAGGACAGGCUAAGUACCUUACUUUCGGUGACGUAUGGCUUGAACGCCUCAUUGGCUUAUGAUUUAGCAUACAUAUGUAUGUGUUGAAUACUUUUUU
Lentinula edodes (shiitake mushroom) is the source of this 2488-nucleotide messenger RNA. RefSeq names its product transmembrane amino acid transporter protein-domain-containing protein. The coding region runs from base 71 to 2227 and encodes 718 amino acids. NCBI's taxonomy places the organism in Eukaryota, Fungi, Basidiomycota, Agaricomycetes, Agaricales, Omphalotaceae. Gene Ontology annotation, molecular function: amino acid transmembrane transporter activity. The record is from RefSeq and is a predicted model, not a curated record. The transcript has 11 exons. Gene Ontology annotation, biological process: amino acid transmembrane transport.